CAGAAGAUGAAUGCAACUUGCAAGCACUUGCAUCGGAAUUCAGAAUCAAUGUCCAGCAAGGAACGUUGCAAAGCAAGCGAGCAAUGUGUGGCACUCCCAAUGUUCCAUCGCAAGAGCUGAUUCGCACUUCGAAAGCAGUCCUGAAGGCUUCUGAUGAACGGAGGUUGAGUGCAGGCCGCCUUCCCUGACCCUGUCCGGCAUGUAUCGUACUACGUAGGCCUGGCUUCAAAUGUACCGGUGGACUUCUGCGUGACCAGAAGCCUCUUCGGCGUGUAGACUCAGAGGUCUGUUUGCCCAUUGGACUGGAAAGUAGCCCGCUGCAAACCACGGAAUGAUCACGUGUACCAGCAGAAAUGUUGUGGGCGCAUCGUGAUUGGGUGUGGCGCAGUGGUCUCUGCUUCAAGGCCUUCCGCACUGUCCCGCAGUGCUGAAUGGACCCGCCCAGCACUUCCGUCGGCGACCUGCAAGGUGGCCCCUUCCGGUCAGGAGAAGGCCCCGAAAAGAAGGUGCGCGUAGCGGUGCGUAUACGGCCCCUGCUGCCCCAGGACGGCCCCCGGGAGGACGCUGGCUUGGCGGAGGCAGCGGGGAGCGAUGUCCCCUCCUGCUGUGUGACCGUGCUGGAAGAGCGCGGGGCAGGCGCCACCGCUGCGCAGUACAGGGUGGACUCUUGCUGGGGUGCGGGCGCAAGCGGGCGGGCCAUCUUUGAGUGGGAGGUGGCGCCCCUAGUGCGCGCCAGCUUCUGCUGCGGCCACCCCGCCACAAUCUUCACGCAUGGCGCCUCUGGCAGCGGCAAGAGCCACACCAUGCAGGGCACGGCAGGCGACCCCGGCGUUGCCCCCCUGGCGGUGGAGCAGCUGCUGCGGCUGGCCGCUGCGGCGGGGGCGUCCAGCGGGUUGCGGGUGUCCUUCAUGGAGAUCUACCUCGACAGGUGCCACGACCUGCUGCUCCCCGGGGCCGAGCUGCCGCUGCUGGAGGACGCGCGCGGGAGGGUGCACCUGCCAGGCCUCACGCAGGUCCCGGUGGCCUGUGCGGCAGACUUUGUGGCGCUGUGGGCGGCCGGCUGCGCGGCGCGUCACACUGCGGCCACAGGCGUGAACGCCGCCUCCAGCCGCAGCCACAGCGUGCUGAGCCUCACCCCCGCGGCGCCCCACGCCGCGCAAGUCACCCUCAUCGACCUGGCAGGUUUUGAGGACAACAGGCGCACCGGGAAUGAAGGCCAGCGCAUGCGGGAGAGUGCUCGCAUCAACUCGUCGCUCUUUGCGCUCCACAAGGUUCUCGUCGGGCUGACGUCAGGGCAGCCCCACGUGGCGUACCGCGACAGCAAGCUCACGCGCCUCUUGCGCAGCAGCCUGGCUGGGCCCGGCCGCGCGCUCCUGCUGCUCUGCCUGGCCCCCGGACGAAGCCAUGCUUCAGCUGCGCACGCCAGCCUGGCCCUUGCGGGGCUCACGGGCCAGCUGCGCCUCCCGCCGCCGGCCGCCCCUUCGGCCCCGCCUCCCCGCCUCCACCAGCAGCCGGCGCCGCCCUCGUCCCUCGGCCGUGCUGCGGAGCGCCUUGCCGCGCUGCAGGCCUGGCAGGAGGCCAAGGGGCGCACCCCCCGGCCGCCCGCCUCCCCGCACCGCCGGACACGCACCCCGCACGCCACCAGUCCCCCCUCCGCUGCUCCGCCGGAAGGGCCGGCCGUCCCUGCAGACGCGGCUGCGCGGUUGGCCCACGUGGAGGCCCUGCUGGCGCACCGCUGCCCGGCCACGCUCACCGCGCAGCAGCAGGGCACCCCGCUGUGGCCGGACGGAGCGGGGGGGACCGCCCGCGAACCGCAUCUAGGUGAGGCCGGUGCGCGCGGAGCGGGGGUGCCGCGGGGCUCACGGGACAGGGGGGCUGCGGUGUUGCAACAUUUGCCUUCUGGUUGGGCAUCCUUUGUCGGCAGGCCGGCACUCAUGGGCUUGCACAUGACGGUCCAAUGUUCCCAAUCGGGACACGUGUUGGCAUCUCCGUACACCCUGUCCCCCGCCCGCCUUGGACCGCCCUCGCCCCCCUGCCUCCUCCGUUCGGGAGUUGUGCACGGGGACGCGUUUUGGGCCUGCGCAUCUGCCGCCGGCUGA
This is a messenger RNA of Klebsormidium nitens, 2099 nucleotides long. The record is from the annotation of a GenBank genome assembly. NCBI's taxonomy places the organism in Eukaryota, Viridiplantae, Streptophyta, Klebsormidiophyceae, Klebsormidiales, Klebsormidiaceae.